Molecule: messenger RNA, 2276 nt
Organism: Malaya genurostris
Lineage: Eukaryota; Metazoa; Arthropoda; Insecta; Diptera; Culicidae
Product: histone-lysine N-methyltransferase SETD1B-like
Exons: 5
Coding region: 429-1916 (495 amino acids)
Source: RefSeq, a predicted model, not a curated record
AGAGCAACCGCCGCACACGAUUUAGUAGAGAGAACGAGAUACGAGAGAUUGGAGCGUUUGUGUAGUAAAGUAAAAAUCUGUAGGCCCUCGGAAGCUAGUGAGUGGACAGAAUUCUCCAGCCACCCCAGGCAAAAUCAAAACAGUCUUCGGAAAAGGGAAAACAAAUUUGUGUUGUUUUUUUGUUUUGUGCACCGCAAUUUGGGGGACAAGUUUAUUGUGUCUGGUGAAAGUUAAUUGAUCGAAGUUGGCCGUAGCCAAGUGUCUUCCGGUUAGAAGUAUUACGCAAACCAAAAAACGGCUGACAGUUGUGGUUGUGAAAAGAUACGCGAUCGGUUCGAAUCCGUAGUGUCGUCGAAGUGAGCAGCGCAAUAUCUGGAACAUUCCACCGACUGAACACAGCAGCAAAAAAAAAAAAAAACGGAAGAACAAUGAAGGUGACUUGUGUUCUGCUGAUUGGAGCUCUGCUGGCUACCGGCUAUGCUUAUCCAGCCAGCAAAGAAAGCAAGAGCAGCUCCAGCGACCCAGCCGACGAUGCCGAAUUCAUUGUGGUUCCGUUGGAACAUCAGAGGCCAUCCUUCUACAACCGAUAUCCCAGCAGUUUCGACGGUUUCGAUGGUGUGCUGGAUACCGCCGACUUCCCACACAGCCCAAGCUCGGGUUACUUCCCGUCGAUCAAUCCGUUCACGUGGCAGUUCUCAUCUUACCUGGAUGAUUUGAUGAGACGUCUUCGUGAUCGGUUCUCCGGCUCGUGGAAUCCAUUCUAUGGUGGCGGUGACUUUGCCCCAUCUGGACCAGGACUAUGGCCAGUGGAAAUCCCUGAUGAUUCUUCGGAUGCCACCAAAACCAACACGACUUCAACUGUUAAGAUCAUCGAUGGUCACAAAGUCGUCAUCAACGAUACCUACUAUACCAAGAACACCGAGUUCGGAACAUCGAUCUACAAGGUGCGCGUAAUCGACGUCAAGCCUCUGGAUGGGGAAGAUGACGGAAAAGCUUCCACGGAGAAGCCGGAAAUCGAAACUGGAAAUCGUUCCGGCACGGAUGAUGCGGAAACUCCCAAGGAAAGCAACGACGACGACGACGACGAUUCGGACAAAAAGGAACAACCUGCCACCGAUGCUCCCAAGCGUGACACCGAGCUGGAAGCGAGUGAUGAAGAUACCACUCCUGCCGAUGACAACCUGAACACGAUCAACAACGACAUCGAUAGUUCGAAGAAGGAAGAGCACAGCACAACAUCUGGUAUUGAAUCUUUCGAGAGCUUGGAAUCGGAGCCACUAGACAAACUGGUCACAAAGUCUCCGAUACGGGAAUCUCUGGAGCGCAACAUUCUGAGAACUGAGCUCGACGAAGAUCGCGAGGACGCCAGUUCGGUCGAUGAAUCGCAGGAAACGUUUUCACCGGACGAAUGGAAACAGUAUCACGACGAUCGGAAGAGAAUCAUGGUCAGUGUGGACAACCGAUUUCCUCCCACGAACCAGCAUCAACUGGAUUCCAAUGGAUUUCUGCCGCCGGGAGCCAUUGACCUAUCCAACGACAUCGCCAUCAAUAACAUGCUAGCCGAUCAAUCCAUUCCUCUUCACCCGGACGUAGAAGUGUUUUCUCCGAAUCGCCGGCGACCAGCGCAGCAGGAUCCGAUGCAGCCGUUCCCAGUAUUUCCCGGGUUUUCACAAUCGUUUCCGGGUGGAAAUCGAUUCCCGGCUCAAUAUCCAAACCAAUUUCCUCAGCAGUUUCCGCAGCGUCCGAACGGACAGUUUCCGGUUCAAACGUUCCCAAUCUUCCCCCAAUUCGGUAGUCAGCGACCAGAACAAGGCCAGGGACAGCGACCGGGAGGAUUCGGACAACCUCAGGUUCCGGUACUGAUGAUGAGUUUUCCACAGCCAUUUCCCGCAAGGUUUCGCGAAGUGAGGCCUUGAGCUCGACGUUUGUGGUUGGGUUAAUCCGUUUAUUUAUUUAUUUAUUAAUUUAUGUUUCAUAGUUGGAUAGUAAUUUAUUUAUUUGUUCAACCAUAAAACAACCAAAGAACAAACCGGUAGGUGACAUUUACUAAUCCUAGAGAUUGUUCGUAGUAAGGCAGAGUGCAAUUAUUAUAUUAUAUCGUUUAGCAGAGUGCAAUUGAUUUCUCCUACUAAACGGUGUCGCGCGCUUUGAUAAUGAUUGAUUCACAAGAAGACUGGAACAACUAAUUGAAUUAACUAAUAUAUCAUAGUAAAUUUGAUAUAUUUGGCUACUGUAAGGAUACUAGUAUUUUUAAGACAUUGACAGAAAAUAAAUAA